Molecule: messenger RNA, 2166 nt
Organism: Closterium sp. NIES-65
Lineage: Eukaryota; Viridiplantae; Streptophyta; Zygnematophyceae; Desmidiales; Closteriaceae
Source: the annotation of a GenBank genome assembly
AUGCUACCGUACCUCUUCCCUAACCUUGCUGCCUUUCCCACAGUCGCUGACCUUAUUACGCACCUCCGCACUAGUGACACUCGCUACCGCGCUGCGCUUCCUGCUGAGUUCUGUGCCAAGAACCCCCCCCCGCUGUACAUCACUCUCAACUACAUAGUCACCCGACUCCCUGAUUCUCUUCGCUUAGUCAAGGACCACUUCCUCUCUGUUUGCCCCACCACUCUCACCGUUGACCUCCUCGAGGAGCGCCUCCUAGCAGCAGAGAAGAGCAUAGUAGCUGUAGGAGCCUCUCGUGGGUCGGCCCUGCGUCUGCCCCUAGCGAGCGACGCCGCACCGGCAAGGGCAAGGGGGGCAAGGGAGCUGGAGGGGCUAGCGGGGGCGGUGGAGGUGGUGGUGGCGGCGGUGGAGGGGGUGGGGGUGGUGGUGAGAGUGGUGGCGGGGGUGGUGGCGGCGGUGGCAGCAGUGGAGGCGGAGGAGGCGGCAGUGGUGGCUGAGGGAGCGGAGGUGGCGGAGGCGGCGGAGGUGGCGGAGGGAGCGGAGGAGGCGGAGGUGGCAGCGGCGGCGGUGGAGCUGGUCGCGACUCUGCGCAGAGGAGUGGGUCUGGUGGUGGUCCGCGCCAGCAGCAGCAGCGCAGUCGUGAGACCCUGUCCCCUCAGCAGCUUCGUAAGUGGUACGCUGCGCAUCACCGCGGUGGGGGUACUGGUCCCUGCAGUUACGGCGGGGGUUGCCAUGUUUGAUCUCGACUAUGAUGCUAUUCUUGCUGCCAUGUAUGCUGUGACUGUUAGUGUUGAGGGUGAGUGCUUCCUGUGUGUUCCGCCUGACUCGGGCAUUGAGGCUGCUGCUCUAGGAGCUGGUGAGGCUACUGCUCCAGGUACUAGUGUGUCUGCUGCCCCAGGUGCUGGUGAGUCCGCUCUCUCAGGUCUCUACCUCCCUUCGUUCUCUACGAACUUGGUGAGUGGAGCUGACCUACAGGAUCGAGGGGUCGACCAGUUCACUCUUGCGAACUCCCCUUUGGCACCACCGUCUUGGUCACCCCUCGGGGCAUGGCCUCCCAUGUCCUUGUCUCUGGUCUCCUCCGGUCUCUCCCUCCCCUACCUCCGGGGCCUGCCCCUACCUGCAUCCCCUCACUCCUCCGAGUUUCCUCCGACCAAGGCUCCGCUGAAGACCCUCCACAUGGACGUGUGGGGCCCGGCCCGCGUCCGUGGACAGGGGCACGAGCGUUACUUCCUGUUGGUGGUUGUCGACUACUCGCGUAACACCAUAGUCUUCCCCUUGCGCAGCAAGGGUGACGUCACUGAGGUGUUGAUCGACUGGAUCCGCGCAGCUCGUCUCCAGCUCAGGGAGAGUUUCGGCUCGGACUUUCCUGUUCUGCCUCUGCACUCUGACAGAGGCGGGGAGUUUUCCUCUGCCCGUCUGUGUCGUGCACAGGGCAUCCGCCAAACCUUCACGCUUCGGGCCUCUCGAAAGCAAAAUGGGAUUGCUGAGCGCCGCAUUGGCAUGGUCAUGGACGUCGCUUAUACGUCCAUGAUCCAUGCAGCUGCCCCCCAUUUUGUGUGGCCGUUUGCGGUUCAGUACGCAGCGCAUAAGCUCAACCUUCAGCCCCGGGUCUCCUUGCUGGAGACCUCCCCCACCUUGCGGUGGACGGGGAAGGUUGGCGAUGCGUCUGCGUUUCGGUUUUACCACCCCACCUCGCGCCGUGUUCUGUCCUCCCAGGACGUCACCUUUGACGAGUCGGUGCCUUACUACCGUCUCAUCCACUACCGCACUGCGCCCCUCCCCCCACCGCCGCUCUUCCUUACGCCAAGUCCUCCCCCGGUAGACCCCCUCCCCCCUCUGGGUCCUGCCUCGUCAAGUGUGUCCCAGGUAGACGCAGUCGAGCGUGUCGAGGUAGAUGUUGACUCUGGUGCUGCUGGAGGUGCUGAGCCUGCAGAUGCGGAGCCUUUGGGUGCUGAGUUCAGGGGUGCGGAGCUUGGGGGUGCUGAGCCUGGGGGUGCUGAGACUCGGGGUGCUGAGCCUGGGGGUGCUGAGUCUCGGGGUGCUGAGCCUGGGGGUGCUGAGCCUGGGGGUGCGGAGCCUAGGGGUGCUCGGUCUGCUCGUGUGGCCCCUCGCGGUGUUUCGUCGAGGCGGAAGCCACUCUCCCCGGAAAAGCUGCGCGAGUGGAGUUAG